AUGGCCGGCCCCGUCCCCACCGCGUCGUCCCUCGCCGACGUCUACACCGAAGAUGCCCUCCCCGUCCAGACGAAGCGCUGGAACGCGCUGCUUGACCAGUUCGAGGUGCAAUACGGCCACCCCGCCACCUUCGUCGCCCGCUCGCCGGGUCGCGUGAACAUCAUCGGCGAGCACAUCGACUACUCCCUCUACUCCGUCCUGCCUAUGGCCAUCACCGCCGACGCCAUCCUCGCCGUCUCCGUCGACGAAACUCCCUCCGACUCGCCCACCUUCAAGCUCCAAGUCGCAAACCUUCAAGGCGACAAGUUCCCCGCCCGCACCUUCGAAGUCGACGUCAACGGUGAUGUGACCAUCGACGCCAAGGUCCACGAGUGGUCCAACUACUUCAGGAGCGGUCUCCGCGGCGCUCUCGAGCUCCUGCGCCGCAAGCGCGGCCCUGGCUUCAGGCCGCAGGGCAUGAAGGUCCUGAUGGAUGGUUCCGUCCCCAUUGGUGGUGGUCUCAGCUCCAGCGCUGCUUUUACCAGCGUCUCGGCCUUGGCUGUCAUGCGCGCCAACGGCGAAGAGACGAUUGACAAGACGGAGCUGACCGAGCUCGCCAUUGUCAGCGAGCGCGCCGUCGGUGUCAACUCUGGCGGUAUGGAUCAGUCGGCCUCCGUCUUCUCCCAGCGCGGAUCCGCCCUCUUCGUCUCCUUCACCCCAUCUCUGACCGCCCGCAACGUCUUCUUCCCCAAGACCAACCCGGAACUCUCCUUUGUCAUCGCCCAGUCCUUCGUCACCUCCAACAAGCAGGUCACCGGGCCCAUCCACUACAACCUCCGCGUCGUCGAGUGCAGCAUGGCGGGUGCCUUCCUCAACGCAGCCCUCAACCCCGCCGGCACCAAGCUUCCCAAGGACGCCUCCCCUCUUGGCAUCUCUAUCCACGGAUUCCACGACGCCUACUUCGCCAACCACGACCAGCCCCACUCCGAGAGUGCGUCGACAGAGGAGGCCGCCGAGUCCCAGCUGCGCGUGCUGAUUGACGUCACCCGCAAGACGCUCACCAGUGAGGAGGGAUACACACGUGAGGAGAUCGCCAAGGUCCUGGGUGUGUCUGUGGAGGAGCUCGAGCAGAUUUUCAUGUCCAAGCUAUCUGUCCGCGCAGAGCGUUUCAAGCUGCGCCAGCGUGCCCUGCACGUCUUCGAGGAGGCCCUGCGCGUGCUGCAGUUCAUGAAGGUGCUCGAGAAAGAGGCCCCCACCGACAGCGCCGACACGACAGCGUACAACAAGCGCCUCGGCGAGCUUCUCAACGAGACGCAGGUCUCGUGCCGCGACCUGUACGAGUGCAGUGCCCCUGAGAUCGACGAGCUCUGCCGAAUCGCUGUCGAGAACGGAUCGUAUGGAAGCAGACUUACUGGUGCUGGCUGGGGAGGUUGCACCGUCCACAUGGUGCCUGCUGAUAGAGUGGCUGCCGUUAAGGAGGCGUGGGAGAAGGAGUACUACUCUAAGCGUGACCUCACUGAGGAGCAGAAGGAGGGUGCUGUAGUUGUGAGCAAGCCCGGCAGUGGAGCUGUCACAUACUUGCUCAAGGAAGGUGUCUUGUAA
This is a messenger RNA of Colletotrichum chrysophilum, 1581 nucleotides long. RefSeq lists its product as uncharacterized. Bases 1 to 1581 code for a protein of 526 amino acids. Gene Ontology annotation, cellular component: cytoplasm; cytosol. NCBI's taxonomy places the organism in Eukaryota, Fungi, Ascomycota, Sordariomycetes, Glomerellales, Glomerellaceae. Gene Ontology annotation, molecular function: ATP binding; galactokinase activity. The record is from RefSeq and is a predicted model, not a curated record. Gene Ontology annotation, biological process: galactose metabolic process; carbohydrate phosphorylation. The transcript is spliced from 2 exons.